Messenger RNA from Folsomia candida, 2830 nucleotides. RefSeq lists its product as uncharacterized. NCBI's taxonomy places the organism in Eukaryota, Metazoa, Arthropoda, Collembola, Entomobryomorpha, Isotomidae. The transcript has 3 exons. Bases 1399 to 2604 code for a protein of 401 amino acids. The record is from RefSeq and is a predicted model, not a curated record.
CUUAAGAACUGAAAAAAAUCACAGCCUCCUAAAUGUAUUUGAAGUUUGUUAUUUCAUCACAAUUUUCGUCAGAAACAGUGCGGAACAUACCUUUUGAAAAUUAAUAAUAAAACACCUACGUAUGUACCUACGAAUUUAGACCCAAUUGGUAUACGAACGUGGUAGAUUUUCAAAUUAAGUGACGGUAACUAAAUAGCUUUUUGAAGAAAUUGGAUUUUUCGAUCAUUAAUUACUAAGCCAAAUGGCAAGUGGCUGUAUGCAGAGAUGAAUAUCUGCAUACGUGUAAGUACCAAACAAGACUAUUUUUAGUAAUUCCGCAGUUUGGCCAACUUGUCGAAAGAAGUUGUCAUAAAUAUUUCAGCCGGUGAAGAAAACAUAUUAAGAAAUUUUAUUAAUGGAUCUAGAAAAACAAGGAUAAUUUUAACAUUUUAGAAUUGCGAAUAUUUCCAUACAAAUUAUUUAGUUUAGAAAUAUUGAUUGGCAAGUAAUUCAGCUUUUGUUUGGUUAAUGAGUAAAUCCUUCUCUCAACGAAAUUUAUUAUUAAUUUUUAAUCCAAUACUAGUUUUUGGUGUGGCUUUAGAAAUUAGCCUUCCAUCUUGACAAAUGCGGAAUUUGAAUAUUCUGAAUUAUUAAAAAUGUUGUUUUUUCUCGAACAUUGAGAAAAUAAUUGUUUGCCUCGAUGAGCAGUUAAGUACUGUAUUUUAUUUCAUAUGUAAAUAUGUAGUUUAUCUCAUAAUUUCCAAAUAUGUAGGAGAAGGAUUUCGCUUUCUAACUUACAUAUUGAUUUUGAAUAAUUUAGCUAAAAAACAACCUUUUUCAAGCUACAUAUGUACAUCAGGAUUUUCUGAAAGUUUCCAUUGUGGGUUCCAAAUUCACAUUGUUUCAAGAUAUGUAUGUAAAUUUGUAUGCAGAAUUGUAUUGGAGUCAUCCUUAUGUAUCUAAUUGUACAAACAAUACAUAAUUUAGGUCGACACAAAUCCAAUAAAUGAAUAAUUAAGUAAAUAAUGUCUGUAGUUAGACACAAACUUCUGUGGGCGAUGUUGACUUCAUUGGCCGGAUGUUUGUGAAUGAUAAGACAUGAGAUUCUUUCCAGGAAAUGUUGGAGUCAUUCACUAAAUCAGAUGCAAAUUUUGACAAGGUGUAUAAACGUAAAAGAUAUGAAAAUCUACAUAGUUAGAGCUUAUGAUACCUGACAUGCAUCCGGUAUAAUUAGACUUUAAUUUACAACCUGCUUCUCUGCACUGGAUAUUUAUGAGUUCAUAAAUAAAGUGAUUUCAACGAUCUAAAAUUAAAUGUGUGCUUUAUAAAAGUAAACUUUAUAUCGAGGCAGAAUGCUCACAAUGGUUUCUUCAUUCCACCCGCCCGCAUACAUUUAAUUAAUUACAAUUAUAAUUAAAAAUGAGUCUAACUUCCAUCCAAAAUUUAAUUCAGCUUCAAUUAAAAUUGAUCUCUGUAAUGAUCGAACCGCCAAUUUAUAUCAAAAUUAAACCAUCAAAAACUACGGUUACCACGGUAAAAUUAAGUCUCGCAACAAAAGCCAAACUCCUGGUUCUGGUGACAUACGCAAUAUUUAUUUUGUUGAAUAGCUUCUGGCAAAUAAAGAAAUUACCGAAAAACACAGAUCCAACAGUUUUAGCGAUUAUUGGACUCUUUUCGUCCGGAAUUUUUAUAGGAAUUCAUAUGUUGGUGAAUACUUUAUUUUUAAAAAGUGACGAUGUGGCUGCCCAGUUAAAUUUAAUUCUUAACUAUGAGCAGCAAAAUUUGUGCAAAAAAUUUGUCAGUGGAAAUAUUCAAAAAUUAUUUAAAGGGAUCGUGUUCCUGUUGGGGAGAGGAUUUCCGAUCUUUGCUCCGAUAGCGAUAGGAUUAAUAAAUGUGAUGGAAUUAUACAUGCCACCCUUCAUCGGGUCGGUUCUUCCCGAAAUUCGGAUGGACGGGUGGGAAAAUAUUGGUGAAACGGUGCUUACCUGUGGGGCGCACUUUGUAGCAAUUUUGAUCCAGGCUUGGAUGGUUUAUAUAAUAUCGGGGACCGUGAUGAUGCUGAUAUUUCAUUUCCUGGUCGGAUCAGUGUUCAGUUUGUGGGGGAGUUUGAAUCAACUUACAAGUUUGACGAAGAAGGAGGGUUCCAAACUUCUUCGAAAGUCAGUCAUCCUCCACCAAUUGAGACAUUUCCGGCAAUUGAAGAUAAUCGAGGCCCAAAUAAAUUUCACGAUGAGCACAACGUUCCUUCCCUCCGUUCUUGUCUCAUUCUGCUUUGCAAAUAUCAUGUCGACUUUUCUCUCUGUGUCGUACUUCCGGAAGGGAAGGCUGUUCGAUAAUUUGGGUAAUUUCAUCUUUCUACUGAUCAGUUGGCAAACCAACAUUGGAAUCAUGUGCUUCGGAACGAUGCCCGGAUUGUUGAAUAAAAAUUCGAUAAAAUUCCUCGGAAGUUUUGGAAGAAGAGAAUUCAAAAAUGAGAAUCUUGGAGUUUCGUUGAAGAAAGAUGUAAAGGCCUGUGGUCAAAUGAGGAUCAAAUUUGGGAAUAAUUUCGUGGGGAUUUUAACCCCUUUGGUAAUGAUUAGUUUGUGCGUCAAGUUGACAGUUAAGCUGCUAUUAGUAGCACAGUAGUGGUACGAAAUUAAGUUACAUUACUACUACUAGCGGAACUUUUUUUAAAUGCCACACCAGGAAUUAAAUAUAUUUUAAAAAAUCAAGCCACCUGAGAGUUAAUUCUUGCCUUUAUCUUUUUAUCUAUUGCUCACUAGACAAUGCAGGUACAUAUUUAGCUUGAAAAAAGAUUCCCUUGUAAAAUGUAUGAUUUACAUGUGUGCUAAAUAAAAUUACGUUUCUCCAA